CGAUUAUAGUCAACAUACUAGUCAUGUAUACGGUGUGGAUAUGUAUGUAAUUCAUCCAAAUUAUACGGUAUUCAUGAAUACUAGACCCGGUUUAGAACAGGCAUACGAUAUUGCAUUAUUGAAACUGUCGUCAAAUAUAUCGAUGACUACAACAACAAUAACAGAGUUAACGGUUGGAAGAUAUCCGACAGUUAAUGCCAUUUGUUUGCCCGACAGAGACAUUGUUAACACCGAUAAAGAGUUGGCAUUGUUUGCCGGUUUCGGUAAUAUUGAUGAAAAUUAUGUCACAAAUUUGGGUCCAUUGCGUACGGGUUGGCUGCGUAUGAAUGAACCGACUAAUACAGCAUUGGAUCGUUGGACUUAUUUUAUUAGAAGCAAUAGAUAUCUUAUAAAUGAUGGCUUAGGUAUCUGUCCGGGUGACUCGGGUGGACCAUUGAUUCAGUAUGAGUUUGAUAGUCAACGGGCAAUAUUAAUAGGUUUGGGUAUAAGGUAUUGGCCGGCAAACAUAUCCACUGGCUGUCCGGCUAGAGUUGCCGACGCCGGCAAUAUAUUUGUACGAAUAUCUAAACACAUUGAUUGGAUUAUCAAUACUGUAGCAGCACACUAACAAAUAUAUAUACAUACCUACACACACAUAUACACACAUAUACACAUAUACACACACAUACACACACAUACACACACAUACAUACACAUACACAUACACAUACACAUACACAUACACAUACACAUACACACACAUACAUAUACAUAUACACACACAUACACACACACACACAUAUAUACAUAUAUAUAUAUAUA
Oppia nitens is the source of this 801-nucleotide messenger RNA. RefSeq names its product plasminogen-like. The transcript is spliced from 2 exons. Gene Ontology annotation, biological process: proteolysis. The coding region runs from base 41 to 607 and encodes 188 amino acids. The record is from RefSeq and is a predicted model, not a curated record. Gene Ontology annotation, molecular function: serine-type endopeptidase activity. NCBI's taxonomy places the organism in Eukaryota, Metazoa, Arthropoda, Arachnida, Sarcoptiformes, Oppiidae.